Tarenaya hassleriana is the source of this 1271-nucleotide messenger RNA. Its product is annotated as aldose 1-epimerase-like. Gene Ontology annotation, molecular function: aldose 1-epimerase activity; carbohydrate binding. Lineage: Eukaryota; Viridiplantae; Streptophyta; Magnoliopsida; Brassicales; Cleomaceae. Gene Ontology annotation, biological process: beta-D-galactose catabolic process via UDP-galactose, Leloir pathway; glucose metabolic process. The transcript is spliced from 5 exons. The coding region runs from base 92 to 1165 and encodes 357 amino acids. The record is from RefSeq and is a predicted model, not a curated record.
AUACAGACACAUGACUCACACGUAAAUCGCAAGAACAAAACUGCACACACACUCUCUCUCUCUCUCUCUAUCUCAUCUGUCGUCUACAACAAUGGCGAAGCUGAUGUCAGUAAGUGGAGUUCUUGUGCUGAUGAUGUCAGUGUUGUUGUCGUGUAGUGAGUACAGUGUGUGUGAAGAAAAGAUUGGAAUCUACGAACUUAAAAGAGGAGAUUUCUCUGUCAAAUUCACCAACUAUGGCGCUGUUAUGAUCUCUCUCCUCACCCCUGACAAAAACGGGAAGGUAGACGACGUCGUUCUAGGGUUUGAUUCCCCUGACGGUUACAAGAAUGAUACGACCUACUUUGGGGCGAUCGUGGGAAGAGUGGCGAACAGAAUCGGUGGGGCGAAAUUCAUGCUCAAUGGCCAUCUUCACAAAUUAGCCCCCAAUGACGGCAAAAACACUCUCCAUGGUGGGAAAAAGGGAUUCAGUGAUGUGGUCUGGAAAGUCCAAAGCUACAAACCAGACAGUCACAUUACCUUCACUUACGACAGCUUCGAUGGCGAAGAAGGUUUCCCGGGAGAUGUGUCGGUGAAGGUGACGUACAUGCUGAUGGAGACGAACAAGCUCGGGGUGAAAAUGGAGGCGAAGCCACUGAGCAAGCCAACGCCCAUUAACUUGGCUCUCCACACUUACUGGAACUUGAAGGGACAGAGCUCCGGCGACAUCCUCUCUCACGACAUCCAACUCUUCGCCUCCCACAUCACUCCCGUCGACGACCAACUCAUCCCCACCGGAAAGAUCUCCGCCGUCGCCGGAACCCCUUACGACUUCCUCGGCUCCCGCCCCAUCGGCAGCCGAAUCGACGAGCUUCCCGGCGGCUACGACAUCAAUUACGUCAUCGACGGAGAAUCUGGGCAUCUCAGGCGGACGGCGGUGGUGACGGAGAGCGUUUCCGGUCGGAGAAUGGAGCUGUGGUCGAACCAGGUCGGCGUCCAGUUCUACACCAGCAACAUGUUGACGAGCGUGCGAGGCAAAGGCGGGUACGUUUACAGCAAGUACGGAGGGCUGUGUCUGGAGACGCAAGGGUUUCCCGAUUCGGUGAAUCAUGAGAAUUUCCCCUCUCAGAUUGUGAACCCUGGAGACACUUACUUGCAUGUUAUGGUCUUCAGAUUCACUGCCCAUUGAUCCUUUUUUUUUUCUCCUUAGUUGUAAGUGAAUAAUUUUGUGAGCAGUUCCUGCUUUUGAGGAAUAAUCAAUCUAAGCUGAAAUGAUUUGAAAUCCCAUUCGAUAA